AUGAAAGUCAAAGCCGACAGAGAUGAAUCCUCCCCAUACGCUGCUAUGUUGGCUGCCCAAGAUGUUGCUGCUAAAUGUAAAGAAGUCGGUAUCACUGCCGUUCACAUUAAAUUGAGAGCUACUGGUGGUACUAAAACCAAAACCCCAGGUCCAGGUGGUCAAUCCGCUUUAAGAGCUUUGGCCAGAUCUGGUUUGAGAAUUGGUAGAAUUGAAGAUGUUACUCCAGUUCCAUCUGAUUCUACUAGAAGAAAGGGUGGUAGAAGAGGUAGAAGAUUGUGA
Candida tropicalis MYA-3404 is the source of this 279-nucleotide messenger RNA. RefSeq names its product 40S ribosomal protein uS11 (gene RPS14B). The record is from RefSeq and is a predicted model, not a curated record. Gene Ontology annotation, cellular component: cytosolic small ribosomal subunit; ribosome. Bases 1 to 279 code for a protein of 92 amino acids. Gene Ontology annotation, molecular function: structural constituent of ribosome; small ribosomal subunit rRNA binding; mRNA 5'-UTR binding. Lineage: Eukaryota; Fungi; Ascomycota; Pichiomycetes; Serinales; Debaryomycetaceae. The transcript has a single exon. Gene Ontology annotation, biological process: maturation of SSU-rRNA from tricistronic rRNA transcript (SSU-rRNA, 5.8S rRNA, LSU-rRNA); ribosomal small subunit assembly; translation.